Messenger RNA from Meriones unguiculatus (Mongolian gerbil), 10486 nucleotides. Its product is annotated as striated muscle enriched protein kinase. The record is from RefSeq and is a predicted model, not a curated record. The coding region runs from base 2278 to 9861 and encodes 2527 amino acids. Gene Ontology annotation, molecular function: protein kinase activity; ATP binding; protein binding. The transcript has 43 exons. Lineage: Eukaryota; Metazoa; Chordata; Mammalia; Rodentia; Muridae. Gene Ontology annotation, biological process: protein phosphorylation; muscle cell differentiation.
UCAGUUUCCCUAUGUGCCCAGGGCCCGAAAGGCAGAUGUGGGGUAGGGGUGCGGGCUCUCAGCGUCGGGAGGUCUUCCGUGGGAGAGCUGGAAAACAGGCGAGUGCUGCCCCAGGGUGGGCAGAAGGGCCGGAAAAAGAAGGGUCGCCAGGUGGGGCUCAGGCUGGCGGAGGAGGGGCGGGCUCUAGGCGCCGCCGCCUUCGUCUCACCCCCACCCCGGCUCCGGAGGCCCGGAGGCUCCUUCUGCCACCCGCGCCGGCUCCUGCCCGCUCCCCAGCUCGCCCCCGGCCCCGCCUCCGACUCCGCCCCGCCCCCGCCUGUCCCCUCCUCGCCCGGCCGCCGGCCCGGCCCCCUCCCCCGCCAUGAAGAAGCUGUGGGUGAAGAAGCGUUUCCAGAAAACCGGCCAUUCCCGCCGGGCCUUUGGCCGACUUACCCAUGCGAAGUUUUCCGCUCCUGCAGAAAGCAAAGUUACGACUCGGAGACUGCUGAGGAUGACAUCAGCGAUGUGCAAGGGACCCAGCGCCUGGAGCUUCGGGAUGACAGGGCCUUCAGCACCCCCACAGGGGGCUCUGACACCCUGGUGGGCACCUCCUUGGACACACCCCCGACCUCCGUGACUGGUACCUCAGAGGAACAAGUGAGCUGGUGGGGCAGCGGGCAGACGGUCCUGGAGCAGGAAGCGGGCAGCGGGGGUGGCACCCGCCCCCUCCUAGGCAGCCCAAGGCAAGCACAGACAACCGGGGCCGGGCCACGGCACCUGGGGGUGGAGCCGCUGGUGCGGGCCUCGCGAGCUAAUCUGGUGGGCGCAAGCUGGGGGUCAGAGGAUAGCCUUUCGGUGGCCAGUGACCUGUAUGGCAGCGCGUUCAGUCUGUACAGAGGACGGGCGCUCUCGAUCCACGUCAGCAUUCCUCAGAGUGGUUUGCGCAGAGAGGAGCCUGACCUUCAGCCUCAACCAGCCAGUGAUGCCCUUCGUCCACGCCCUGCCCUUCCGCCUCCCUCCAAGUCCGCGCUGCUCCCCCCACCAUCUCCUCGGGUGGGCAAAAGGGCUCUGCCAGGACCUAGCGCCCAACCCCCAGCUACUCCCACUUCGCCCCAUCGGCGAACUCAGGAGCCCUCGCUGCCUGAGGACACCGUCGCCGAAGAGAAGAGAGGGAAGAAGCCUAAGUCCUCGGGGCCGUCGCUGGCGGGCACGGUGGAGUCCCGGCCCCAGACGCCACUGAGCGAGGCCUCUGGCCGCCUGUCCGCGCUGGGCCGCUCGCCCCGGCUGGUGCGUGCGGGCUCCCGCAUCCUGGAUAAGCUGCAGUUCUUCGAGGAGCGGCGACGCAGCCUGGAGCGCAGCGACUCGCCGCCAGCGCCCCUGCGGCCCUGGGUGCCCCUGCGCAAAGCCCGCUCGCUGGACCAGCCCAAGUCCGAGGGCGGCGCGGCGUGGGGUACGCCCGGGGCCUCGCAGGAGGAGCUGCGGUCACCCCGGGGCAGCGUGGCAGAGCGGCGUCGCCUGUUCCAGCAAAAGGCGGCCUCGCUGGAUGAGCGUACGCGACAGUGCAGCGCAGCCUCGGACCUUGAGCUCCGCUUUGCCCAGGAGCUGGGCCGGAUCCGCCGAUCUGCGUCGCGGGAGGAGCUGGUGCGUUCGCACGAGUCCCUGCGCGCCACUCUGCAGCGCGCCCCAUGCCCUCGAGAGCCCGGCGAGCCCCCACUCUUCUCCCAGCCCUCCACACCCAAGACCUCACGGGCGGUGAGCCCGGCUGCCACCCAGCCGUCUCCUCCCAGCGGCGCGGGCAAAUCGGGAGACGAGCCUGGGAGGCCCCGCAGCCGAGGACCGGUGGGCAGGACAGAACCAGGGGAAGGCCCGCAGCAGGAGAUUAAGCGCAGGGACCAGUUCCCACUAACCCGGAGCAGAGCCAUCCAGGAGUGCAGAAGCCCUGUGCCUCCCGCCUCUGCUGAUGCCCCAGAGAGCAGGACAAGAGCCCCCUCUGGCCGGAAGCGGGAACCCCCAGCCCAAACAGUGCGCUUUCUGCCCUGGGCCACUCCGGUCGUGGAGGACUCGGCUCUGCCCCAGACCUUGGAGAAGAACAGAGCGGGGCCUGAGGCUGAGAAGAGGCUUCGCAGAGGACCUGAGGAGGAUGGUCCCUGGGGAGCCUGGGACCGCAGAGGGACCCGCCAAGGCAAAGCUCGCCGUGCUCGGCCUACUUCCCCUGAGCUCGAGUCCUCAGACGAUUCCUAUGUAUCCGCUGGGGAAGAGCCCCUGGAGGCGCCCGUGUUUGAGAUACCCCUGCAAAACAUGGUGGUGGCACCAGGAGCUGACGUGCUACUCAAGUGUAUCAUCACCGCCAACCCCCUGCCCCAAGUGUCCUGGAAGAAGGACGGGUCGACGCUGCACAGCGAGGGUCGCCUUCUCAUCCGGGCUGAGGGCGAGCGGUACACGCUGCUGCUCAGGGAGGCCCGGGCUGCCGACGCCGGGAGCUACACAGCCACUGCCACCAAUGAACUAGGCCAGGCCAGCUGUGCUUCCUCGCUAGCCGUGAGACCUGGCGGGUCCACAUCUCCUUUCAGCAGUCCCAUCACCUCUGAUGAGGAGUACCUGAGCCCCCCAGAGGAGUUCCCAGAGCCUGGGGAGACCUGGCCCCGAACCCCUACCAUGAAGCUCAGCCCCAGCCAGGAUCGGGAUUCCUCUGACUCUUCCUCCAAGGCCCCCCCAACCUUCAAGGUCUCGCUCAUGGACCAAUCGGUAAGAGAAGGCCAAGACGUCAUCAUGAGCAUCCGAGUGCAGGGAGAGCCCAAGCCUGUGGUCUCCUGGCUGAGAAAUCGUCAACCAGUGCGCCCAGACCAGCGGCGCUUCGCAGAGGAGGCCGAGGGUGGGCUCUGCCGGUUGCGGAUCCUGGCCGCCGAGAGGGGCGAUGCUGGCUUCUACACCUGCAAGGCAGUCAACGAGUAUGGCGCUCGGCAGUGUGAGGCCCGCCUGGAGGUCCGAGCACACCCUGAAAGCCGGUCCCUGGCCGUGCUGGCCCCUCUGCAGGACGUGGACGUGGGGGCCGGGGAGAUGGCGCUGUUUGAGUGCCUGGUGGCAGGUCCAGCUGACGUGGAGGUAGACUGGCUGUGCCGUGGCCGCCUGCUGCAGCCCGCGCUGCUCAAAUGCAAGAUGCAUUUUGAUGGCCGCAAAUGCAAGCUACUGCUCACCUCUGUACAUGAGGACGACAGUGGUGUCUACACCUGCAAGCUGAGCACAGCCAAAGAUGAACUGACGUGCAGUGCCCGGCUGACGGUCCGGCCAUCGCUGGCGCCUCUGUUCACCCGGUUGCUGGAAGAUGUAGAGGUGCUUGAAGGCCGCGCUGCCCGCUUGGAUUGCAAGAUCAGUGGUACCCCACCUCCCUCUGUUUCCUGGACUCAUUUUGGCCACCCCAUAAAGGAGAGUGAGAACUUGCGGCUGCAACAGGAUGGGGGCCUACACUCACUGCACAUUGCCCGGGUGGGCAGUGAGGAUGAGGGACUUUAUGAAGUCAGUGCCACCAACACCCAUGGCCAGGCCCACUGUUCUGCUCAGCUAUAUGUGGAGGAGCCUCGGACAGCUGCCUCUGGCCCCAGCUCGAAGCUGGAGAAGAUGCCAUCCAUCCCUGAGGAGCCAGAGCAUGGAGAUCUGGAGAGGCUGUCCAUUCCCGACUUCCUGCGGCCACUGCAAGAUCUGGAAGUGGGGCUGGCUAAGGAGGCCAUGCUGGAGUGCCAAGUGACCGGCCUGCCCUAUCCCACCAUCAGCUGGUUCCACAAUGGCCACCGCAUUCAAAGCAGUGAUGAGCGACGCAUGACACAGUACAGAGAUAUACAUCGCCUGGUGUUCCCAGCUGUGGGGCCUCAGCACGCUGGUGUCUAUAAGAGUGUCAUCGCCAACAAGCUGGGCAAAGCUGCCUGCUACGCCCACCUCUACGUGUCAGAUGUGGUUCCAGGCCCUCCGGAUGGUGCUCCGAAAGUAGUGGCUGUGACAGGGAGGAUGGUCACGCUAUCCUGGAACCCACCCAGGAAUCUGGACAUGGCUAUUGACCCAGAUUCCCUGACGUACACUGUGCAGCACCAGGUGUUAGGCUCGGACCAGUGGACGGCGCUGGUCACGGGCCUGCGGGAGCCUGAGUGGGCAGCCACAGGGCUGAAGAAGGGACUCCAGUACAUCUUCAGGGUCCUCAGCACCAGCGGCAAGAGCAGCAGCAAGCCCUCGGCGCCGUCGGAGCCUGUGCAGCUGUUAGAGCGUGGCCCACCCCUGGAAGAGGCCCCUGCUGUGCUGGACAAACCAGACGUUGUGUAUGUGGUAGAGGGCCAGCCGGCUUGUGUCACUGUCACCUUUAACCACGUGGAGGCCCAGGUUGUCUGGAGGAGCUGCCGAGGAGCCCUCCUAGAGGCACGCACGGGCGUGUAUGAACUGAGGCAGCCAGAUGACGACCGGUAUUGUCUUCGGAUCUGCCGGGUGAGCCGCCGAGACCUGGGGCCCCUUACCUGUACUGCCCGGAACCGCCAUGGCACAAAGGCCUGCUCGGUCACUCUGGAGCUGGCAGAGGCCCCUCGGUUUGAGUCUAUCAUGGAAGAUGUGGAGGUGACGCCUGGAGAAACCGCUCGCUUUGCUGUGGUAGUUGAGGGGAAGCCACUGCCGGACAUCAUGUGGUACAAGGAUGAGGAGCUGCUGGCCGAGAGCAAUCACGUGAGCUUCGUGUACGAGGAGAACGAGUGUUCCCUGGUGGUGCUCAGUGCUGGGAGCGAGGAUGGAGGCGUCUACACCUGUACAGCCCGAAACCUGGCAGGCGAAGUCUCUUGCAAGGCAGAGUUGUCUGUUCAUUCAGCUCAGACAGCGAUGGAGGUCGAGGGGGUCGGAGAGGAGGAGGAGCACCGAGGAAGAAGACUUAGCGACUACUAUGACAUCCACCAAGAGAUCGGCAGGGGUGCCUUCUCCUACCUGCGGCGUGUGGUGGAGCGGAGCUCUGGCUUGGAGUUUGCAGCCAAGUUCAUCCCUAGCCAGGCCAAGCCCAAGGCAUCAGCUAGACGUGAGGCCCGGUUGCUGGCACGGCUCCAGCAUGACUGUGUGCUCUAUUUCCACGAAGCCUUCGAGAGGCGCCGGGGACUCGUCAUUGUCACGGAGCUCUGUACAGAAGAGCUUCUAGAGCGCAUGGCCAGGAAGCCCACCGUGUGUGAGUCUGAGACCCGGGCCUAUAUACGGCAAGUGCUAGAGGGAAUAUGCUACCUGCACCAGAGCCAUGUGCUGCACCUGGAUGUCAAGCCGGAGAACCUGUUAGUCUGGGAUGGUGCAGGGGGUGAAGAGCAGGUGCGCAUCUGUGACUUCGGCAACGCCCAGGAACUCACUCCAGGGGAGCCCCAGUACUGUCAAUACGGCACACCAGAGUUUGUAGCACCUGAGAUUGUCAACCAAAGCCCCGUGUCCGGAGUCACUGACAUCUGGCCCGUGGGUGUCGUUGCCUUCCUCUGUUUAACGGGCAUCUCUCCAUUUGUGGGGGAGAACGAUCGGACAACACUGAUGAAUAUCCGAAACUACAACGUGGCAUUUGAGGAGAACACGUUCCUGAGUCUGAGCAGGGAGGCCCGGGGCUUCCUCAUCAAAGUGCUGGUGCGGGAUCAGCUGAGACCCACUGCAGAAGAGACACUGGAACAUCCUUGGUUCAAAACACAAGCAAAGGGUGCCGAGGUGAGCACGGACCACCUGAAGCUCUUUCUGUCCCGGAGGAGGUGGCAGCGCUCCCAGAUCAGCUACAAGUGCCACCUGGUGCUGCGCCCCAUUCCGGAGCUACUGCGGGCUCCCCCAGAGCGGGUGUGGGUGGCCAUGCCCAGAAGAUCACCCCCGAGCGGGGGACUUUCGUCCUCUUCAGAUUCGGAAGAGGAAGAGUUGGAGGAACUUCCCUCAGUGCCCCGCCCCCUGCAGCCUGAGUUCUCAGGUUCCCGGGUGUCCCUCACCGACAUCCCCACAGAAGAUGAGGCUCUAGGGACCCUGGACGUUGGGGCUGUCACUCCCAUGGACUGGCAAGAGCAAGGAAGGGCUCCCUCUAAGGACCAGGAGGCCCCCAGCCCUGAGGCACUCCCCUCUCCAGGCCAGGAGCCCCAAGAUGGGCCUAGCCCCAGGCGGCCAGAGCUCCGUAGGGGCAGCUCAGCUGAGAGCGCCCUGCCCCGGGUCGGGUCGCGGGAGCCGGGCCGGAGCCUGCACAAGGCAUCCUCUGUGGAGCUGCCGCAGCGCAGGAGCCCCAGCCCGGGUGCCACCCGCCUGACCCGGGGAGGCCUGGGUGAGGGCGAGUACGCACAGAGGCUGCAGGCCCUGCGUCAGCGUCUGCUGCGGGGAGGCCCCGAGGAUGGCAAGGUCAGCGGCCUCCGGGGCCCCCUGCUGGAGAGCCUGGGGGGCCGCGUUCGGGAUCCCAGGAUGGCUCGGGCUGCCUCGAGUGAGGCUGCACCCCACCACCCGCCCCCUCCCGAGUCGCGGGGCCUGCAGAAGAGCAGCAGCUUCUCUCAGGGUGAGGCCGAGCCCCGGGGUCGGCACCGGCGCGCGGGGGCGCCCCUCGAAAUCCCCGUCGCCAGGCUUGGAGCCCGCAGGCUGCAGGAAUCUCCCUCUUUAUCUGCCCUUAGCGAGACGCAGCCACCCAGCCCCGCCAAGCCCAGUGGCCCCACACCCAGUAUCACCAAGUCCCCGGAACCUCCUGCUGCGACAUCCAGAGACUCUCCCCAGCCCCCACCCCCCCAGUCUGUCCCAGAGAAGGUACCAGAGCCUAAAUCAGAACCAGUCCGAGCUGCCAAACCAGCACAGCCCCCUUUGGCUCUGCAGAUGCCAGUUCAGCCUCUCACCCCCUAUGCCCAGAUCAUGCAGUCACUCCAGCUGUCCAGUUCCAGCCAGUCCCCACAGGGCCCCGCUGUGCCUCCCUCAGAGCCCAAGCCCCACGCGGCCGUAUUUGCCAGGGUGGCCUCCCCACCUCCAGGAGCCUCCGAGAAGCGCGUGCCUUCGGCCAGAACUCCCCCAGUGCUAGCUGAGAAAGCCCGAGUCCCCACGGUGCCCCCCAGGCCAGGCAGCAGCCUCAGCGGCAGCAUCGAGAACCUGGAGUCCGAGGCUGUGUUUGAGGCUAAGUUCAAGCGGAGCCGCGAAUCGCCGCUGUCGCGGGGCCUGCGGCUGCUGAGCCGCUCGCGCUCCGAGGAGCGCGGUCCCUUCCGUGGGGCAGAGGAGGAUGGCAUAUACCGGCCUAGCCCGGCGGGAACUCCGCUAGAGCUGGUGCGACGGCCUGAGCGCUCGCGCUCCGUGCAGGACCUCAGGGUAGCGGGGGAGCCCGGCCUUGUGCGGCGCCUCUCACUGUCCUUGUCGCAGAAGCUGCGGCGGACCCCACCCGGGCAGCGACACCCGGCCUGGGAGUCCCGCAGUGGAGACGGGGAGAGCUCCGAGGGCGGUAGCUCAGCGCGGGGCUCCCCGGUGCUGGCCGUGCGCAGGAGACUCAGCUCAACGCUGGAGCGCCUGUCCAGCCGUUUGCAGCGCAGCGGCAGCAGCGAGGACUCCGGCGGUGGCUCCGGGCGCAGCACACCGUUGUUUGGACGGCUGCGCAGGGCCACUUCCGAAGGGGAGAGCCUGCGACGCCUCGGGGUUCCCCAAAAUCAGCUGGCCUCUCAGGCUGGUGCCGCCACACCUUCCGCGGAGUCUCUGGGCUCAGAGGCCAGCGGCACAUCCGGUUCCUCGGCUGCAGGGGAAAGCCGAAGCCGGCGCCGGUGGGGCCUUUCCAGGCUGCGCAAGGACAAGGGCUUCUCGCAGCCAAACCUGUCCGGCAGUGUCCAAGAGGACUUAGGUCACCAAUACGUGCCCAGUGAGUCAGAUUUCCCUCCAGUCUUCCACAUCAAACUCAAGGACCAGGUGCUGCUGGAGGGGGAAGCAGCCACCCUGCUCUGCCUACCCGCAGCCUGCCCAGCACCCCGCAUCUCCUGGAUGAAAGAUAAACAGUCCCUGCGUUCAGAGCCCUCAGUGGUCAUUGUAUCCUGCAAAGAUGGACGGCAGCUGCUGAGCAUACCCCGGGCUGGCAAGCGGCAUGCUGGGCUCUAUGAGUGCUCGGCAACCAAUAUCUUGGGCAGCAUUACCAGCUCCUGUACUGUGGCUGUGGCCCGCAUCCCUGGAAAGCUAGCGCCUCCAGAGGUGCCCCAGACCUACCAUGAUACAGCACUGGUGCUGUGGAAGCCAGGAGACAGCCGGGCACCUUGCACAUACACUCUGGAGCGGCGGGUAGAUGGGGAAUCUGUCUGGCACGCUGUGAGCUCAGGUAUCCACGACUGUUACUACAACGUGACACACUUGCCCGUUGGUGUGACUGUGAGGUUCCGUGUGGCCUGUUCCAACCGUGCUGGGCAGGGACCCUUCAGCAACCCUUCUGAGAAGGUCCUCAUCAGAAGCGCUCAAGAUUCUUCAGCACAGCCAGCUGAUGCUCCUCAAGAUGCCCUUGUUACCUCAGGGCCAGCCAGGGCCCCACCUCCUGACUCUCCUACCUCACUGGUCCCCACCCCAGCUCUUGCUCCCCCAGUUGCCCAGGCAGCCACUCUCAGCACCUCAACUUCCCCUACGUCUGUCAGGCAGGCCUUGUCCUCACUCAAGGCCAAGGGUCCACCGCCCCAAACCCCUCCACGAAAGCACAGGGGGCUGCUGGCUGCCCAGCAAGCAGAGGCCACCCUACCCAGUAUCCAGGUCACCCCAAGUGAACCCAGAUCUUCUCUCCCUGACACUGGAACCCUGACCCCAACCUCUAUUCCUCAAGUGGUUAAACCAGCACCUUCCUCAUCUUCCCUGUAUAUGGUGACUUCCUUCGUGUCUGCACCUCCAGCCCCUGAGCCCCCAGCCCCUGAGCCCCCUCCUGAGCCCACCAACGUGACUGUCCGGAGCCUCAGCCCAGCCAAGGAGGUGGUCAGCUCCCCAACACCGGAAAGUACCACUCUUCGACAGGGCCCCCCUCAGAAACCCUACACCUUCCUGGAGGAGAAGGCCAGGGGCCGCUUUGGCGUUGUGCGAUCGUGCCGGGAGAACGCUACAGGCCGCACGUUCGUUGCCAAGAUUGUGCCGUAUGCGGCAGAGGGCAAGCGACGGGUGCUACAGGAGUACGAGGUGCUGCGGACGCUGCACCAUGAGAGGCUCAUGUCCCUGCACGAGGCCUACAUCACCCCUCGGUACCUCGUGCUCAUUGCUGAGAGCUGUGGCAACCGGGAGCUCCUCUGUGGGCUCAGCGACAGAUUCCGGUAUUCAGAAGAUGACGUGGCCACCUAUGUGGUGCAGCUGCUACAAGGCCUGGACUACCUCCACGGCCGCCAUGUACUGCACCUGGACAUCAAGCCAGACAAUCUGCUGUUGGCCGCUGACAAUGCCCUUAAGAUCGUGGACUUUGGCAGUGCCCAGCCCUACAACCCUCAGGCCCUGAAGCCCCUUGGACACCGCACAGGCACUCUGGAGUUCAUGGCUCCUGAGAUGGUGAAGGGAGACCCCAUUGGCUCAGCCACAGACAUCUGGGGAGCGGGUGUGCUCACCUACAUCAUGCUUAGUGGAUACUCCCCAUUCUAUGAGCCAGACCCCCAGGAAACAGAGGCUCGGAUUGUGGGGGGCCGCUUUGAUGCCUUCCAGUUGUAUCCUAACACAUCCCAGAGUGCCACACUCUUCUUAAGAAAGGUCCUCUCCGUCCAUCCCUGGAGCCGGCCCUCACUGCAGGACUGCCUGGCCCACCCAUGGCUGCAAGAUGCCUAUCUGAUGAAGCUGCGCCGGCAGACACUCACCUUUACCACCAACCGGCUCAAGGAAUUCCUGGGCGAACAGCGACGACGCCGGGCCGAGGCUGCCACCCGUCACAAGGUGCUGCUCCGCUCCUACCCUGGCAGCCCCUAGGUGGCAUGGACCACAGCCCAGCCACGGGCUUCAACUCGGGUUCCCACUCAUGCUGCCUAGGACAUUCCAGAGCCCAUGCUGAGCUGGACGGGCCGGGGUGGGGGGGCUUCAGAUACCAGCAGCAGCAACAUCUGGCUGGCCUAUUACCUCAUGGACCUAAAGGGACAAGGCCCCUGGGGCUUGAGCCGGAUGUCACCCCGGCCAAAACCCAGAAUGGGAGACCCACUGGCCAGGCUGGGCAAGGGUGAGAACAGAAAGAGGCAAGAAGGGAGUGGAGAAGUGAAGAGUGAAAAACAGAGGAUAGAAAGGGAGGAACUUGUGGAAGGUUCUGGGAUGGGGUGGGAGUGGUAUAUCUCAGGGAGAACCCAGUAGAGGAAGUGGCUGAGGAGGAAGAAGGAUCCCAUGGUGUGGGAACAGUAAGCCGGGAGAGAGGAUAGGAGAGGAAGACAGGACAUAGAGACAGUGCCAGGAGCCAGAGCAGAGAUAUAAGGGAGGGCAGAAAGGUGGAAUGGGAGCAGGCUGGGGAGGGGGGGCAGGCCAGGCCAGCAGCUGCAUCUUCAGAAAGAGAAAGGAGAAAGGCAAAAAGAUAUGUGCCUAAGGUCACUCAAGCUGGUCUCCUAUCCCA